UGUUCCUGAUCACCUUUUUGAUGCUUACGAUUCCCACCUAAGAUAGCCGAUGAUGAUAAAUGAGCCUCAUGCUUCUCGGAGACGUCAGAUCCUCUCUCAGUACCCUCAGAUUAAAGAGCUUUUUGGCCCUGACCCUUGGGCUCUUCUCAAGGUUACUCUUGUUGUUCUGCUUCAGCUUGGAACUGCUACUUUGCUCCGCAAUGCAGGCUGGUUGAAGAUCCUUGCAAUAUCCUACUUCUUUGGCUCUUUUCUCAACCACAAUCUCUUUUUGGCCAUCCAUGAGCUCAGCCACAAUCUGGCCUUCUCUACUCCAGUCUACAACCGUUGGCUUGGAAUAUUUGCCAACCUUCCUAUUGGUGUGCCCAUGUCCGUCACAUUUCAAAAGUAUCACCUUGAGCACCAUCGUUUUCAAGGAGUGGAUGGCAUUGACAUGGACAUUCCAAGCCUCACUGAAACCCAUCUUGUGAAAAAUGUAGUUGCAAAAUCCAUAUGGGUGAUCUUCCAACUCUUCUUCUAUGCUUUCCGACCUUUGUUUCUCAAACCAAAGCCCCCUGGUUUUUGGGAAUUUCUUAACUUCACUAUUCAGAUAUCUCUUGACAUGGCCAUGGUUCAUUUUUGGGGCUGGAAAUCUCUUGCUUAUUUGAUCCUUUCCACAUUUGUUGGUGGUGGGAUGCACCCAAUGGCUGGUCACUUCAUCUCAGAACACUAUAUUUUCAAGCCUGACCAAGAAACUUAUUCUUACUAUGGCCCCAUGAAUCUACUAACAUGGCAUGUGGGGUACCAUAAUGAGCACCAUGAUUUCCCGAGAAUUCCGGGACACAGGCUUCACAAGGUGAGGGAGAUUGCACCGGAGUAUUACGAAGGUUUGGCCUCAUAUAAAUCUUGGAGCCAGGUUAUUUAUAUGUAUAUUAUGGACAGAACGGUUGGACCUUUUAGCCGGAUGAAGAGAAAGGCACCAGCAAUGAAGAAAUGUGAAUAGGUGCCCUAGGUUUACCUUUCAGUCAUUCUUUUGUGCCCUUAGUCAAAGUGAGUUACUUCAUUAUUUAUUUUUAAUGCUAUUGUUUGUAUAAUUCUUGAGGAAUGUAGCAUUAGACUGAAAAGAACCGAGUCACCUAUGUAGUUUUACACAAUUCUUCCUGUUUGCUGAUUUUUGUAGCAGAAUUGUGGGAUACUACCAUUUUUGCUCUUGAUCUCCCGUGUGGAUCAAACAACAU
Pistacia vera is the source of this 1214-nucleotide messenger RNA. Its product is annotated as sphingolipid delta(4)-desaturase DES1-like. Gene Ontology annotation, biological process: ceramide biosynthetic process. Bases 50 to 979 code for a protein of 309 amino acids. Gene Ontology annotation, cellular component: membrane. Gene Ontology annotation, molecular function: sphingolipid delta-4 desaturase activity. The transcript has 3 exons. Lineage: Eukaryota; Viridiplantae; Streptophyta; Magnoliopsida; Sapindales; Anacardiaceae. The record is from RefSeq and is a predicted model, not a curated record.